Molecule: messenger RNA, 2079 nt
Organism: Papaver somniferum (opium poppy)
Lineage: Eukaryota; Viridiplantae; Streptophyta; Magnoliopsida; Ranunculales; Papaveraceae
Product: ketol-acid reductoisomerase, chloroplastic-like
Exons: 10
Coding region: 61-1830 (589 amino acids)
Biological process (GO): L-valine biosynthetic process
Cellular component (GO): mitochondrion; chloroplast
Molecular function (GO): ketol-acid reductoisomerase activity
Source: RefSeq, a predicted model, not a curated record
ACCCAUUUGUCCAUCUCUCAUAUCUCUAUCUCUCUGUGUGUAUCAGUUUCAGACUCGGUCAUGGCGGCGGCAACUUCUUUCUCUACAUCUGUAGCAGCUCCAUCGAAAACCCUAAAACCAGUUCACUCUUCUUCUUCUUUGGGUUUUAAAUUAGGGUUUCUGUCUUCAUCUUCUAAAACCCUAAAACCUCUUCUUCUUCGUGUUUCCAACAACAAUGUCUCAUCAUCCGCCGUUGGAUCGGCUGUUGCAUCGACCAUGAGUGUUUCAGCUCCUACCAAACCUUUGACUACUCUUGAUUUUGAAACCUCUGUGUUUAACAAGGAGAAGGUCACUCUUGCUGGAAAUGACGAGUAUAUUGUCAAAGGAGGAAGAGAUUUAUUCCAUUUGUUGCCUGAAGCAUUCAAAGGAAUUAAGCAGAUUGGUGUUAUCGGUUGGGGUUCUCAGGGUCCUGCUCAAGCUCAGAACUUGAGAGACUCACUUGUAGAAGCCAAGUCUGACAUUGUGGUCAAGAUUGGUUUGAGGAAGGGAUCUGCUUCUUUUGCUGAAGCACGUUCUGUUGGUUUCACUGAGGAGACUGGAACUUUGGGUGAUAUAUAUGAAACUGUUGCUGGGAGUGAUCUUGUGUUGUUAUUGAUUUCCGAUGCUGCACAGGCAGAUAAUUACGAGAAGAUAUUCUCCCACAUGAAGCCUAACAGCAUUCUUGGACUCUCCCAUGGAUUUCUUCUUGGACAUUUGCAGUCCCAGGGGGUUGAUUUCCCCAAAAAUAUGAGUGUGAUUGCUGUCUGCCCCAAGGGAAUGGGUCCAUCAGUUAGAAGACUCUAUGUCCAAGGAAAGGAGAUAAACGGUGCUGGAAUUAAUGCUAGUUUUGCUGUCCACCAGGAUGUUGAUGGUAGAGCAACAGAUGUUGCCUUAGGAUGGUCUGUUGCUCUUGGCUCUCCUUUUACGUUUGCCACUACUCUCGAGUCAGAAUACAAGAGUGACAUUUUUGGAGAAAGGGGUAUUUUACUUGGAGCUGUUCAUGGAAUCGUCGAAUCCUUGUUCAGAAGGUACACCGAAAAUGGAAUGCCCGAAGACCUUGCUUACAAGAACACUGUUGAGUGCAUCACUGGAAUUGUUUCAAGGACCAUAUCCACUGAGGGUAUGUUGUCUGUGUACAACUCUCUUUCAGAGCAAGGCAAAAAGGAUUUCCAUGCAGCAUACAGUGCCUCCUAUUAUCCCUGUAUGGACAUCUUGUAUGAGUGCUACGAGGAUGUAGCGAGUGGGAAUGAGAUCAAAAGUGUUGUCUUGGCUGGGCGCCGAUUUUAUGAAAAAGAAGGCCUACCAGCUUUUCCAAUGGGAAAGAUUGAUCAAACAAGAAUGUGGUUGGUUGGUGAGAAAGUCCGAGCAACUCGACCAGAAGGUGACUUGGGUCCACUCUAUCCUUUCACCGCUGGAGUUUUUGUGGCUUUAAUGAUGGCUCAGAUUGAGGUAUUGAGAAAGAAGGGGCAUUCUUACUCGGAAAUCAUCAAUGAAAGUGUGAUCGAGGCAGUGGAUUCUUUGAAUCCCUUCAUGCAUGCACGUGGAGUUUCAUUCAUGGUUGAUAACUGUUCCACAACAGCUCGAUUGGGAUCAAGGAAGUGGGCUCCACGAUUUGAUUACAUUCUCACCCAACAGGCUUUGGUAGCAGUCGACAAUAACGCCCCCAUUAACCAGGAUCUUAUUAGCAACUUCUUGUGUGACCCUGUCCAUGGGGCAAUCGAAGUCUGUGCCCAAUUGAGACCAACUGUUGACAUAUCCGUGCCCGUAGAUGCAGAUUUUGUCAGGGUUGAGCUUCGUCAGUCAAGCAAUUAGACUUCGAAGGAGUUAAAUCGAACAUCACCACCAUCCUGUACAUGUGUUAAUCUGCCUUUCAAGAAGGCUGGGAAGGCUUCAAUGUUUUAGUUGUCUAUUCAGAGUGGUGAGGUAUAAGUUAGUGAGGUUUGUUGAGAGUUGCAGACGUUAGUUCCGUCUUGUUUUCCGGUGAACGGUUCUUUCCUUUUUGCUAGUAGCAUCUAAAUAAUACUGCAGUUCUAUUUAUUAAUGGACAACUACUUGGUCGUA